Messenger RNA from Boleophthalmus pectinirostris (great blue-spotted mudskipper), 312 nucleotides. RefSeq names its product gastrin/cholecystokinin-like peptide. Gene Ontology annotation, biological process: digestion. Gene Ontology annotation, cellular component: extracellular region; axon. Gene Ontology annotation, molecular function: neuropeptide hormone activity. The coding region runs from base 1 to 312 and encodes 103 amino acids. Lineage: Eukaryota; Metazoa; Chordata; Actinopteri; Gobiiformes; Gobiidae. The transcript has 2 exons. The record is from RefSeq and is a predicted model, not a curated record.
AUGCACAGCAAAGGACUUGGAGUUUUUGCCCUACUGGCCUCACUUCUCGUGUCCAGUGCAGCUUUACCUGAAAAGCAGACAGUAGGGGACAAUAUCCUACAGAAGAUCCUCUCGAGACGGGACAGUGUCAAAGACCCUGGCGUAUCAGAGACUCGCGCUGAGAGGCGGGCACGUCUUUCCGAGGACGAUCGCGAGAUUAUGGCCAAACAACUCAUGCAUGCCAUCUCAGAAUUGAUGAAUUCGGACUGCAUGUCUGACCGGGACUAUCAAGGCUGGGUGGACUUUGGACGCCGGGAUGCAGAAAUGCCUUAA